AUGCAUUGCUCAAUCUUCCUUCUUGUGGCCGCGUUGUCAUCACUUGGAGCUGCCAUCCCAACUCCUGUCGUGGUGCCCAAAGCUUGCUCAACCGCCUUUCCAAUCCUCAUGAAUACAGUCACCAGCUCUCAGCCUGAACGAAGUUCGCAAGGUCUCUCAACUUUCGAGUAUGGAGUGAAGGAAGGGACAUUCUAUCUCCGACAGGAUUCCUUCAACGUUUCCGAUCCGUUCUAUUCGAUCCAAUAUCUCGACUUCGAGAUCCCAACUGGGUCCUACGGCUGCCAACUCCAUGUCACAGAUGCCAAUGGGUCCGUCAGCUACAAAGCCGGCUCCUCGUCCCCGGCGAUCAAGAUCAAGUCGUUUAUCCCCAAUGCUUUCUAUGGCAGCCCCAGCUACAAUGAUGUGGUCAAGGGCGAUAGGAUCUCUUCCUCCUAUUAUGGCGAGCUUCAGGUGUCCACUGGAAUGGGUGCGCGGGUUAUCAACAGUGCAACCUGUCCAGCAAGCAGCAAUGGCCAAGCUGGGCACUUGCAAUUUUUAUUCGAGCUCCGAGAUCAUGAGGAGGGCACAGAUAGUUGGUUCACAAUGACAGAACGCAGUGCUACUCAUGGUACAACCUUGAAUGGAUUCUACAUGACAUACGAUUGUUAG
Drepanopeziza brunnea f. sp. 'multigermtubi' MB_m1 is the source of this 648-nucleotide messenger RNA. RefSeq lists its product as uncharacterized. The record is from RefSeq and is a predicted model, not a curated record. Lineage: Eukaryota; Fungi; Ascomycota; Leotiomycetes; Helotiales; Drepanopezizaceae.